Messenger RNA from Eruca vesicaria subsp. sativa (arugula), 1203 nucleotides. The record is from the annotation of a GenBank genome assembly. NCBI's taxonomy places the organism in Eukaryota, Viridiplantae, Streptophyta, Magnoliopsida, Brassicales, Brassicaceae.
AUGGAUUAUCUGAUGUUCUUAACAUAUCUUUUUUCUCUCUUCCACAAUUCUCAAAUAGGUCCUUCUCAUUCUUCUCUUGAUUCUAACAGUAAAAUCUUCAAUGUUUUUGAUUAUGGAGCAAUAGGAGAUGGAUAUUCCGACGAUACUAAGGCAUUCAUGGAUGCAUGGGAAGACACAUGCAAUUACAUUGGAUCUAAAUCAACCAUGGAGAUUCCUCAAGGAAGAACAUUUCUUCUUCAGCCAAUUGGAGGAAACUUAACUGCUCCUUAUGCUCCGUAUAAAUGGAAAUGUAAUAAUGAAGAUGAAUGUCAUAAGUGGAUCGAGUUUGCACAUAUUAAUGGACUUUAUAUCGACGGUCCUGGUACCCUUGAUGGUCAAGGGCCAAAAUGGUGGUCGCUAAAUUGCAAAAAGUAUAAACAAGGUGUGGUUAUAUCACAUUCGAGUAAUGUGCAUAUAAGUAACAUUGUGGUUAAAGACAGUCCAAACUUUCAAAUGUCUUUGGAAGAUUCUAAAUGGAUUUCCGUUAAGCAACUCACCAUAACCGCCGAUGGUGAUAGCCCUAAUACUGAUGGUAUUCACAUUCAACGUUCUCAGAAUGUCUUCGUAUACAAUAGUAACAUUCAUACAGGGGAUGAUUGUAUAUCUAUUGGUGAUGGUUCAAAGUACGUUAAUAUAUCAGGAAUCUCGUGUGGUCCAGGUCAUGGGAUAAGCAUUGGAAGCUUGGGUCGAAACGGGACUAAAGAAACAGUGGAAAACGUUAUCGUCCGAGAUUGUAUCUUCAGGAAAACAGAUAAUGGGGUUAGAAUCAAGACAUGGCAGGGAGGAAAAGGACAUGUUCGAAAUAUUUUAUUUGAACGUAUAAAGCUACAUGGUGUAACCCGACCUGUCAUCAUCGAUCAGUUUUACUGUCCUCACUCGCAAUGCAAAAAUCAUACCGAAGCUGUGGAGAUCAAGAAUAUAAUGUACAAGCACAUACAUGGAACAGCAGUGAAGAAACCGUUUGUGGAACUCCUGUGCAGCAAAUCAGUUCCAUGCGGAGAUAUACACAUGAACGAUAUAAACAUUGUUGACCACGACGAAGGAAAAGAAAAAAAAUAUCACAAAAGGUCGACACAUCCUCCUGCUGAAUGCAUCAAUGUUAGAGGAGAGUCUAGUGGUGCGAUGAUACCUAAACUAGCUUGUUUAGAUUCUAAAAGACAUUGA